Biomphalaria glabrata is the source of this 1818-nucleotide messenger RNA. RefSeq lists its product as uncharacterized. Lineage: Eukaryota; Metazoa; Mollusca; Gastropoda; Planorbidae. The record is from RefSeq and is a predicted model, not a curated record. The transcript is spliced from 4 exons. Bases 243 to 842 code for a protein of 199 amino acids.
UUGACACAAACAGUCGCAUUUAAUGCUAAGCUGUUGGUUUUCCAAACCGAUUCUGACAACCUGUUCCAUGAUUGUUCCUGAUCCUGUCAUCUGAACGUAAAAGUAGUGGAAUAUUUGAACCUGUGUAACAUACUUACAUUCAUAGUCACAGUUCCUGGGUAUUUUAAUUUUUUAAAUCUACACAAUUUUGAGAACAUUGUUUGAACACCUUUUGAUUAGGAAAACUUCCGUAUUCUUUGACAAUGGCUAAAAUUAAGAGAAAAGCUGACAAGCGGUUUGUCUCCCUUUUGAUCUCUGUUAUUUGUGCAUACAUUUCGGCCAUUUGUGUAAUCAUAGGCCUGUGCACCAAUUACUGGAUUGAGAUUAAGAACCGUAACCUUUACAGAGAAGAAACCAUAGCCCAUUUUGGAUUGCAGAGGGUAUGCUGGUCAAAUAGCGACAGGUGUACCAAUUCUGGCCUUGAUUAUGACAGAACAAAUACAGCACCAGCAGCUGAAGGACUAUUGAUAACUGGUGGCUUUGUUCUGGUUGUUGCGUGUUGUUUGGCACUUUUCAAUACCUACCUUCACCAGCUAGGGAGGUCAAAUCAAAUACUGUCUGCUGUUAUAGCUGCUGUACUGGUUCUAGCAUCUGUAUUUCUUUUUGUGGGUAUUAUUAUAUUUGGUGUCAAGGUUGAAGUCAGGACAGAGUACCUGAAUGUGGGCAAUGUCCAGUACAUGGGAUACUCUUUUGGACUUACCACCACUGCUGCUAUCUUGCUGUUGAUAGGUGCAGGCUUUCAUGCUAUAACCAGCUGUUCACAAGCCCAACCAAAAUUUAACCAAAAUUUAUUUUUUCAAUAAUACAUUCCCACUCAGAAUUAAGCUGUCAGUGUAAGGCAGCUUCCUUACAAAAUAAAAAGAUUUUUUGUAAAUAAUGUUAAUGUACAUCAUUUUUUUUUUUUUUUUUUUUUGGUAAAAAUAUGCCAUAUUACUCCAACAUUCCAUAUUUUUAGAUUUUUUAAAAUAUAUGAUUUUGAUACUAAGGAUAUUAUUAUCUUUGUAUAUAUAGCAAUGUACUGUAUGUUUUCCGUUUUUUUUUUUUUAAAUGAAGUUAUUUGCGAAUGCAAAAAAAAAAAGUUUUAUCUUUUUUAAUUAAUUUGCGCGAAAAUAUUUUUUUUUUAUACAUAUACUCACAAUUUUAUUAAUUUUUUUUUUCAUAAUGUCUUGACUAUUUUAACUAUUUAUUUUAAUUCUGUUAAGCUAUCAAAAUCAAUUUUGAAUAUCUUAUCUUUACUAAUGUUAAAAUUAUCUUUCCCAAUCUUACAAUUAGUUGACAUUCUCAGCUUCAGGCUAGACCAGUCCAAAUUUUUGAGCAUCCUCUUUCAUAUGUGUCAUUGUAUUUUAUUUCGUUAGUGUCAUUGUAUUUUCUUUCAUUAGUGUCAUUGUGUUUUCUUUCAUUAGUGUCAUUGUAUUUUCUUUCGUUAGUGUCAUUGUAUUUUCUUUCGUUAGUGUCAUUGUGUUUUCUUUCAUUAGUGUCAUUGUAUUUUCUUUCAUUAGUGUCAUUGUUCUUUCAUUAGUGUCAUUGUGUUUUCUUUCAUUAGUGUCAUUGUAUUUUCUUUCAUUAGUGUCAUUGUAUUUUCUUUCAUUAGUGUCAUUGUUCUUUCAUUAGUGUCAUUGUGUUUUCUUUCAUUGGUGUCAUUGUAUUUUCUUUCAUUAGUGUCAUUGUGUUUUCUUUCAUUAGUGUCAUUGUAUUUUCUUUCGUUAGUGUCAUUGUGUUUUCUUUCAUUAGUGUCAUUGUAUUUUCUUUCAUUAGUGUCAUUAUUUUGCAACAACUCUA